Messenger RNA from Elaeis guineensis (African oil palm), 2327 nucleotides. RefSeq names its product K(+) efflux antiporter 5. Gene Ontology annotation, cellular component: membrane. The record is from RefSeq and is a predicted model, not a curated record. Gene Ontology annotation, biological process: potassium ion transmembrane transport; proton transmembrane transport. Lineage: Eukaryota; Viridiplantae; Streptophyta; Magnoliopsida; Arecales; Arecaceae. Gene Ontology annotation, molecular function: potassium:proton antiporter activity.
AGAAGGCGUUGGAGCCUCCAGCGUUCUCCUACGCACCAAAAAGCCGUCGCGGGCUCCUCUCCUCUCCUCCGUCCCUUGUCCAACUCCAAACCCUCCUUCCUUACUUCUCUCCUCCCAAUGCAUCCCUCCGAUCCCCAGAUCCUCUUGCUCUCCUCUGCCGAUCGCCGUCGGUAGCUCCCGUUUUUGAUCCGAUGGCCGCCGGGAUGGAUCUGGCCCACGGAGUUCUCAGAUUGCUCGUCUUCAUUGCCUUGAUCUCGUUAUGCGUGAGGGUUCGCGUCGCCGCGAGGCCGGACAAGGAAACCAGAGAGAAAUUCUACGGAGAGCUCGCCAAGGGGGCGUCGCACAACAGCUCCGGGAAGGGAAGCUUCGCCGAUAUUUUCGAUCGCGUGCUCGAUAAGGAGUUCUCGGACACUGAUGAUGCGUCCGAAGGAACUGAUAAAAGCAGCUUCAAUAACAGUGUUGCAGAAAAUCAAGCUGUUUUGGAGACUGUAGCUAUUAUCACUCAUGACAAGGCAAAGAAAAAUGAUACUCUGGAAAAUGAGGGUUCUGAUGACAUGACAACCUUGAUAGACAGAAAGGACAAUGUAUUUGUGAUGUCGAAUCGAAAAUCAAAAUAUCCAGUGCUUCAAGUAGAUUUAAGGUUGAUUUCAGAUCUAGUGGUUGUGAUUGUUUCAGCUACCAUUGGUGGCAUUACCUUUUCCUGCUUGGGACAGCCAGUCAUUGUUGGUUAUCUUCUUGCGGGAUCUCUAAUUGGUCCAGGUGGCCUGAACUUCAUUAGUGAAAUGGUGCAGGUUGAAACUGUUGCACAGUUUGGUGUGGUCUUUCUCCUUUUCGCAUUGGGCCUCGAGUUUUCCUUGACAAAAUUAAAAGUUGUUGGGACUGUUGCCGUUCUGGGAGGGCUACUUCAAAUAAUUAUUUUUAUGUUCCUAUGUGGCCUAACUGCGAUGAUAUGUGGAGCAAAAUUAUCUGAGGGCAUUUUUGUUGGUUCCUUCCUAUCAAUGUCAUCUACUGCAGUGGUUUCAAAGUUUUUAGUGGAAAAAAAUAGCACAAAUGCUCUUCAUGGUCAAGUUACAAUUGCGACUCUUAUUCUUCAGGACUGUGCAGUGGGUUUACUCUUUGCGCUUCUUCCAGUUUUGGGUGGUAACAGUGGCCUUUUCAGAGGAAUAAUGUCAGUGUCAAAGAUGUUGCUGGUGUUGUCCAUAUUCAUGACUGCUGCCUCCAUAUUGUCAUGGUCUUUUGUUCCUCGCUUCUUGAAGCUUAUGAUUCAGUUGUCAUCUCAAACAAAUGAGCUCUAUCAGUUAGCCUCAGUCGCUUUUUGCUUAUUACUAGCUUGGUGCAGUGAUAAGUUAGGCCUCAGUCUUGAGUUGGGUUCAUUUGUUGCCGGAGUCAUGGUAUCCACCACUGACUUUGCACAGCAUACUUUGGAACAGGUGGAAGCAAUCCGUAACCUCUUUGCAGCGCUCUUCCUUGCUAGCAUUGGCAUGCUCAUACAUGUACACUUUCUGUGGAACCAUGUUGAUAUAUUGCUUGCAUCUGUCAUCUUGGUUGUGGUAAUUAAAACAGUUGUGGUAACUAUGGUGAUCAAAGCCUUUGGAUACAACACCAGAACAUCAUUUCUUGUGGGUUUGUCGUUAGCUCAAAUUGGUGAAUUUGCAUUUGUUCUCUUGAGUCGUGCCUCAAAUCUUCAUCUUGUCGAGGGGAAAAUGUAUCUUUUGCUUCUGGGAACGACAGCUCUUAGUUUGGUAACCACUCCUCUAAUGUUCAAACUGAUACCUGCUAUAAUGCAUCUCGGCAUUCUCAUGCACUGGUUUCCUGCAGAGAGCAACAUGCAGAAUGAGGAUAAAGCCACCAUGCUUGAAGCGUACGACAGAGCAGUCUGAUAUCAGCUUCAUGCAUCUCUGAUUCAAUUGAAGCCCUUAUGAAUAUCUGAUUCUCCAAGCAGCAAUUUCACACACCAGGAAUAUUGACUUCCUCGUGGAUUCUAGGAAAUUCUUUCAAGUGAUAGGUAUUGAAAGUCCAAGCGCCUGAUGAAUCUAAGCAUGGCAAUUGUAAACUAGAAUUAGCUGCGACAUGUUUGAAUUGUAAAUAUGCCAAAUGGAUUUGACAAUAUAAAACUCUUGUAGUAAAGUAAUAGUUUGAAAUUUUGUUUAAAUUGGUUCGGGAGGCAUUUACAAGGGAAAUAUGGGUUUUUGUCCAUUGUGAGGGAACAUGGUAUAUCAAGCCAUCAAACUCAUGGUGUUCUUGGCAUGAGAUGAACGAGUGAUGAUCUUGAAUGUCAUUUUCAGACAACAAUUUAAUAAAAGAGCGAAGCCUCAGUUGAUGUAGUA